Messenger RNA from Cryptococcus wingfieldii CBS 7118, 582 nucleotides. RefSeq names its product U3 small nucleolar ribonucleoprotein IMP3. Lineage: Eukaryota; Fungi; Basidiomycota; Tremellomycetes; Tremellales; Cryptococcaceae. Gene Ontology annotation, cellular component: small-subunit processome; small ribosomal subunit; Mpp10 complex. Gene Ontology annotation, biological process: rRNA processing. The transcript is spliced from 4 exons. Gene Ontology annotation, molecular function: rRNA binding; snoRNA binding; structural constituent of ribosome. The record is from RefSeq and is a predicted model, not a curated record. Bases 1 to 582 code for a protein of 193 amino acids.
AUGCGUCAGCUGAAGCACCACGAGAAGAAGCUCCUCAAAAAAGUAGACUUUUUGAACUGGAAGCAAGAUGCGAGCCAGAGGGAGAUCAAAGUGAUGCGAAAGUACCAUAUCCAAGACCGAGAAGACUAUCACAAAUACAACAAGCUGUGUGGUUCUUUACGGUCUUUGAUCCACAAACUUUCGCUCUUACCCGCCCAAGAUCCGUUUAGGCAGCAGAGAGAGACGGAGAUGUUGAAUAAGCUGUAUGAUAUGGGUAUCCUCGACGUUGGCGUCAAACCCUCCGAAAUCGAAACCAAAGUAACCGUCUCCUCCAUAGCCCGGCGCCGACUCGCCGUCAUCGUCGCCCGCCUCAAAAUGGCCCAGACCGUAUCCGACGCCGUCAAAACGAUCGAACAAGGGCAUAUCCGUGUAGGCCCGGCGCCGGUGACGGACCCGGCGAUGCUUGUUACGAGGGGGCAGGAGGAUUUCGUUACUUGGGUGGAUACGAGUGCUAGGAAGAGGACGGUUAUGAAGUAUAAUGAUGAGGUGAGCUCGUUCUUGAACGUUGGUUUGUGGCUGUGGGUGGGGCUAACGGGUGUGUAG